GCUCUCAUAAGUCGCAUGCUCGUCUGUUGACACGCCGGCAGCAAGGAUGUUUAACUGUGAAAGCAAAUAACCGCAACGUCUGAAACAUUAUACACAUUGGCAACAUGGACAUGUCGUGUAAAAGAGGCUGCAUGUUUAGAACGACAUGGACAAGUAUUUUUACGAUCAUCACCGUAUUUCAAAGAUUCUCCAUUUCACAGACACAGACUCCGGAAUCAACCCAGUGUACCACCCCUCUGGGUGUGGCCAUGGGCUCCCGGGCCAUGUUGCCCUACACCCUAUCGGCUACAGAGGGCGAGGCUCAGGACGCACGUCUCAACGGUCGGCGAUCCUGGUACGGGACGACGCUUGGACCGACUACAUUUGUACAGGUUGAGUUCGAAAGUAACAUGCUAGUUACUGGUCUACAAGUACAAGGCGACAGCGAGAGACAUAUAUGGGUGACGUCACUUAAAGUAAACUACAGCGUUAACUGUCGGGAUUACUACGCCAUUGAAGACAAUGGCAUGCCACAGGUGUUUGCCGCUAACGUCGACACCAGUUCCGUAUCCAUCAUAGUUUUCAGUCACGUCUUUGUGGCGAAGUGUGUCCGACUCAUCCCGACUGAGCGUCAUGGCAAUUUGUCCGCCCUCAGAUUCGAGCUCACAGGCUGUCUACCCUCUUCGUGCCAUAAGAUUCUAAAUGCUACCGCCAGUGAUAGUGGUGUGCAGCUCCGCCUGGCGGGAGAAAAACUCGUAUCGAUGAUUCGUAUAGAGCCGACUGCCAUUGGCUACAGUAGUUACGUCAUCUCGUAUAGCCGCACGUGCGUCACGUUCUAUGACGUAUUGGAGGGCAACCAACCAAAGGUAUUCACAAGCAUGGAUGGGGAGGCUAUAGAUGUGAAUCUCCAGCUCCGGCCACUUAGGACGCUAUGUAUACGGGUUACACCAUUCGGCCAGGCUACUCCGCCUGUGGCCAGGCUCCGGGGCUGUGCCGUUACAGAGAAUGAAGAAAUUCACGUAUCGUGCGGACUCACUCAUUUCCACAACGAAAGAUACGACCUUCACAGCGUCCUCAGGAAUCUCCAUGGCAACAGACAACUCCGUCAGAAGCGCGUGGUAGGUGGCAUUCACGCGGCGCCGGGAGAGUGGCCAUGGCUUGUAUCGCUCCACUUCCUGCGGUACCACAUGUUCUCCAACACUUCCGGUUUCCCCCACCUAUGUGGCGCCUCUCUCGUACACCCGCAGUGGGUGAUUACAGCCGCCCAUUGCUUCGACGACACGGUAUGGCCGGGCUUGGCCGAACCUACUAAUUGGCAGGUUCUGAUUGGAGAACACAAUCAGGCGGGAAGAGACGGUACAGAGCAGGCCUUCAGCAUCAGCAACGUUUACAAGCGGGAUAACUUUCAGAUCUCAUGGGACACGCCGCUGUUGCAAGAUAUCGCCUUGCUGAAGUUAGACCGACCAGCUAUUUUGUCCGACUAUGUCAACCCAGUCUGUCUGAACGUCCUGCCCAAUCGUUUCCCGCCGGGAUCCGCGUGUGUCACGGCCGGCUGGGGACAAAAUACCCAAGAUGGAAAGGGAGUACGCCUUCCGCUCCAUGCCCAGCUGCCAAUCAUUCCACCGGCUGACUGUAACGCAAAGUAUGACGCUCUACCCGAGGGUCACGUGAUGAAAAACUUUGUGUCCAUCGAUGAUACUGUGCUGUGUGCCGCCACCGAGUCCAGUCAGACUGGACGUGACUCAUGCCAGGGAGACUCCGGAGGGCCUCUCUUCUGUGAGGACGGAGAUCACUGGGUCCAAGCCGGAAUCGUAUCCAUAGGAAUCGGAUGCGCUAAUCCGGAUUUCCCCGGCAUCUAUACACGGAUAUCGUCCUUCAUCAACUGGAUAAACACGACCUUGGUACAGAAUUCGGACGACCCGGAACAUCCGGAUGUUAUCAAUACCGGAUACAAUCCACUGAUACAGAAAUAGAGUCAAGCUCCGGACGGAUAUAUAAAUAUAUUCACAUCCAGGAAAAUGUUAUUUUUUCGCAAAGCAAAAUGUAUAAUCCGGAUAUUAUAACAUUUCUAUGGGAAAAUUCCAUAAUUCGGAUGAUAUCUGUACCGGAUGCAAGCUACCGAUAGAGAAACAGAUUCACACUAGGAAUACGUUUUAAAUCCGGAUAUUUUCAACUUUUUAUAUUCUGAUAUAUUUUGAUAUCAAGUUUUCUGAAGUAAAGACAGUUUCACAGUCUGGAUAUAUUACCGUAACGUGCGUUUGCGAGCAUGUACUGGAAUAUGAAAUAGUUUUGGAUAUUGUAAUUGUUCAUAGAAGUACUAAAAAAUCCGGAUAUUAUCAAUUUAUAUGCCUCCACAUUUCUGAUAUUAUGAAUAUUUUACAGAUGAAAAGUGUGAGUCCGGUAUGAAUUGGAUAUGCCGCUCAAUUACGAACACCGUUUCUCAUAUCUCUUGUGCAGAACAUCAAUGAUCGGUGGUAAAAGCCUUUAAUCUACAUGGACUCAGUGUGUAUAAUUUAAUCGGCACCUGUCGUCAAUAUCAGCAUCUGAUGAAGACGCCAAAACCGCCAUUAUAGGACCAACGUAUCAUCAGAGUUGACCAUAUCCGGAAAUAAAUACGCACUCCGUGUCUUAUUACUACAUUUGACUUUCCGGUGUGAUUAGAUAUAUAGUGACGUUUGGUUACCAUGUGAACAAUUUACAGUGUGCCUUCUGAAAAUGCUCAUUCGUGUACGAAUUUAGCCUAGUGGAGAGGAAACAAUGAGAUCUUAGAUUUUAGAUAGUCCGAAUGAUACGUUCGGAUCCUCGGAUGCUAUUCAUCAGCAACAAAGCGUUUGUCACUGUUAUUUUAAUAUCUACCAACAAAACAUUAUCAAGAUGUUGGUUAAGGGAAUUUUGUAUUUAACGGGUAAUAUUAAAGCAUAUGAACCAA
This is a messenger RNA of Pecten maximus, 2908 nucleotides long. RefSeq lists its product as uncharacterized. Gene Ontology annotation, biological process: proteolysis. Gene Ontology annotation, molecular function: serine-type endopeptidase activity. Lineage: Eukaryota; Metazoa; Mollusca; Bivalvia; Pectinida; Pectinidae. The record is from RefSeq and is a predicted model, not a curated record. The transcript has 12 exons. Bases 105 to 1952 code for a protein of 615 amino acids.